This is a messenger RNA of Delphinapterus leucas (beluga whale), 3744 nucleotides long. RefSeq names its product endogenous retrovirus group K member 9 Gag polyprotein. Gene Ontology annotation, biological process: viral process. Lineage: Eukaryota; Metazoa; Chordata; Mammalia; Artiodactyla; Monodontidae. The record is from RefSeq and is a predicted model, not a curated record.
CCCUGCGGAGUGGGAGAAGAGACAAGUGGGGAGGAGGGCUGCCCAAAUUUAGUUUCAGGGACAAAGUUGGGUAAGGCACAGCUGUGUAAGUACAUGUGCGCCAACGAUCAUAUUUUCAGUGCAAGUAAUGGGGGAGAUGGAGUAUGUUACGGAAGCAAAGGAAGGGCACUCACCUGGAGAAAUUUACGUUGAAGUAAGGUCUGAGGGGGAAUCUGUCAGAUGUAGCUGCCCAGCAUAUGCAAGAAUGUCAGACAUACUACCUGUAUUUAUUUGCCUCUUGGAGAAAUGUCAAAUUGAGGGAAUGAAAAUCUGUACAGAUGUCUAAAGAAUUACAGAGAACAAAACCGGAACAAAGGCAAAAUCAUAAAUUCUCAACACUGAAGAUUAGUGGCCGUAAAACAAAAUCUCAGUUAACCUGUUGUUUCCACACCGUAAACUGAAGAGUUCUUCUUUUCCCACUGAUCUGCCAUCUCAUCUGUCAAAGAAAUCAGUUUAAGGGCUCUAAGUAAUCUAUUUAUCACUGUACCAAUCUCACAUUAUCUUAAUUAGUGUAGAGAAAUAACUGAGGACAUGGAAAGGAGACCUGACCCAUGAGCCCCCCCCCCCCGGCUAACCGGGGGCGUGCGAAUAAGCCAGAACUGCAAACAGUCCUGGAUGCUUUGGGCACUGAUCCAUGAAAUGUCCUCGGUAUAAUCAGAAUAAUGGGAACACAAGGAAAUGUCCUUGUGCUGCUUUUGAGCUCAAGGACGAAGCACAGCAUGUCUUCAAGAAAGCCCAUUGUUGCUUGUAUAAUCAGUGAAAGCAUAUGUAGCUGCUUUGGCAUUUCUGGAAUGUUAAGAAAACAAAUCUUAAGGUGUAAACAUAGAUAAUGCUUAAAUAAAAGUCACCACAGCAGGAUGAGACGGCGCUGUACUGCCUGAGCGAGCAGCAGCCCUCUACUGUUGUGUUUCUGCACAAUUCAUCUCGUGUGAUGAGCUUACUUUCAGCCCUGUCAUAAGAAACUACAACAUUUGGCGCCCGAACAGGGACCUGAAGGUAAGUCUCGAGGUCACGCGGGACCGAAGGGGAUUUUUGUACGCUAAAGAGUAAAGCGAAACCUUCGGGAAGAGUAGAGUCAUGGGGAAUUCUCCCUCAGUGGAAUGUCACUACAUUAGACUCCUGAAAUAGUUAUUACGGAGUUCUGGAGUGAAAGUGAAACAAGAAUCUUUUGAUGAAUUGUUUGCGGAGAUUCGUAAACAUUGUUACUGGUUUCAACCUACUGGUCAUAACCAGUUGAAUUUAAAAGUUUGGAAACAGGUUAUGCGAGCAUUAAGAAGAGCUCAUCAGUAUGGAGACCCUAUAUCUGUCCGUGUCUGGUCUCUCUGUAAUCUAAUUUCUCUUGCCCUGGAAUCAUUACAAUCUGAGACUGAAAGUGAAAAUGGGGCGCGCCCUCAGCGUCCGAAUUCUGCUCCCGAUCACUCUGCUACUUUUCGUACUCUGUCCCGUGAAUCUCCCAUAGAGGACCUUCCUCCGCCUCCUCCUCUUAUGUCUGAGACAGGAGAGGAUUUUUCGGGCUCCAGUGAUGAAUGGGCUCUUUCUGAUGAUGAUAAAGGUCGGGAGCAAGCUAGUAAACAAAAUGAGAUGCCACUUUCUCAACAGAAUGAGAUUUCUGAUAUACUUUCAAAGUUGAAAAAUUUGAUGGCUAAAUUGGAAGAAAAUAAAAACAAUGCUACCACCCCUUCAUAUCAGGAGCCAUGUCCUACUAUUCCUUCGGCUCCUCCUUUAGAAUUAGCAGCUUAUCCUGUUGGAGCCUCUCGUCAGUUUCGAUUUCCUCUAAAACCUGAAUGUAAUAAACUUUUAUUGGAAGAAGAGAUGAAUAAGGAAGAAAAACAAUAUUCUGAACCAUUUUUUGCUUUCCCUAUUGUUAGACAAGCUAUGCCUGCUAACGAUCAAUUCCCGAAUGGAUAUAUGAAUGUUGAGUAUAACCCUCAUGAUUUUAAAAUUUUAAAAAUGCUAAAAGAAGCCAUUAAUGCAUAUGGGAUGCAUUCUAAUUAUGUUCAAGGACUUUUGUCUGGGUAUGCUUCCAAAAACAUAUUAAUUCCUCAGGAUUGGGAGGCACUUGCCAGGACUGUUCUUGAACCUGGACAAUAUAUGCAGUUUAAGACUUGGUGGAAAGAAGAAGCUGAAAACAUGGCAAGGACUAAUGUGGCCCGUAAUCCUCCAGGGCCACUUUUAGAUGAAUUAAUAGGAGCAGGCGCAUUUAGUAAUGUACAAGCUCAAGCUGAAUUUGACGAUUUACGAAUCAUUCAAAUACGUAUGUGUUGUUUGCGAGCAUGGCUACGAGUGGAACCCCCUGGAAAAACAGCACAAUCUUUUACUAAGUUAAUGCAAGGGCCUGGUGAGCCUUACACAGAUUUCUUGUCUAGAUUGCGUGCAGCCAUUCAAAGAGCUAUAGCACAAAUAGACGUGCAAGAUUUAUUAUUACAAUCCUUGGCCUUUGAGAAUGCAAAUCCUGAAUGCUAGAAGGCAUUGCAGCCUUUACGAGCUGUAAACGCUCCACUUGAAGAGUAUAUAAAAGCUUGCCAUGAUAUUGGAUCUCCUACUUAUCAUGCCAAUUUACUUGCAGCUGCCAUAACUGGAGGGUUGAAAGAUAAUCGUACUAAAUGUUACAAUUGUGGAAAGUAUGGACAUAUGAGGCGAGAUUGUCGAAAAGGGCAAGGCCAAAUAUCAAAACAGGUUAAGAAUGAACAGCCACCUGGUAUGUCGCCGGUGUGGUAAAGGACAACACUGGACUAAUGAAUGCCGUUCCAAAAGGGAUAAGUUAGGAAAUCUUUUGCCUCCACGAGAUAAUGUCUCGGGAAACGGGAAGCUAGGUCCAACCCGGGGCCGCAACAACAAUACGGGAAAAGCGACGGUAAAUUCUCAACAGUAUCCUGUAAGCGAUGGCAGCUUUCAUCAGACACUACAGGACAAUCUCAACAUCGGCUCUUAGUUACUGAUCUCAUGCAUGCUACCAGCGGCAGUGCUGCCGUUGACUUAAUUGCUCCUCGAGAUUAUAUCCUUACGCCAGCAGGAGGAGUUCACAAAUUAGCUACAGGAGUUUAUGGGCCUAUACCUGCAGGAACCGUGGGACUAUUAUUAGGACGAAGUAGUUUGACUCUGCAGGGUGUAACAGUUCAUACUGGAGUUAUUGAUGAGGAUUAUAAUGGAGAAAUUUCUAUUAUGAUUUCUGUUACAAAACCUAUAGAAUUUAAUAAAGGACAAAGAAUUGCUCAAUUGUUACUGUUACCAUAUAUAAAACAAGCAGCCGCCCCGGUAAAGCGUACUGGGGGGUUCGGCAGCACGGGAAAAAAUGUUUUUUGGCAAUCCUUUAUCGAUGAUCAACGUCCCCAAUUAACGAUUACCUUUAAUAAUAAUGUGAAAUGUAUGGGCCUUGUUGAUACGGGAGCCGAUGUGUCUAUAAUAAAACAGUCUGAAUGGCCUUCACUUUAGCUUCAUAGAAAUUCUGGGUUUUGAGAGGACAAGUACCCUUCACCUCAUUCUUUUUAAAUUAUUCUUGCACUUUUGUUCUUUCAUAUAAAUUUUAGAAUUGUCUUGUCAGGCUCCUUAAAAAAGUCCUGUGGGCAUUUGAUUGGAAUUUUAUUGAAACUAUAUUUUCAAUAAUAUAUCUAAAGAUUCUUUGAGGUUUUCUUUUUUUAACUUUUUAUUUUAUAUUGGAGUACAGUUGAUUAACAAUGUUGUGUUAGUUGCAGGUGUAUAACAAAG